UGCAGCUGCAAAGGGGGGAGGGGAGGGUGGGGGCGGCCGUGGAAGGAAAAACCCAGAGGGGCGAGAGGUAAAGGGAGGGCAGGCAGACGGGCGCGGGGAGGGAGGAAGAAGAAAGGAGGGGGCGCUGAAAGCAGAGUUGUGAUGCAGACAGCGAAUCACAUGAGCAGGGAUCUGUUUACAAACGGAGUCUGUAGACGAGAAGUGGAGAAGAGAGACGAGGAAGGAGAGAGCAGGAGAGUGAAUGUGAGAAGAAAAUACAGGAGAAGAGAGGAGAGCCUGGAUCUGAAUUAACAUUAGCCGCAUUGUCUUCCUGUGUUACAUACGUCCCUGUGUUCUUUGUUCAGAGCAGGAAGGCAGGGGAAGAUAUGAGACGCUGAUUUCCACAGGAACACUGAGGCUGCCUGCCUGACUCUCUGCCUUCCUUGGUCGCCUGGUUGGCUGGCUGUGCUGCCGGGAAACCCAUCAAUGUCCUUCCCUUUGUCUCUCCAUAAUAGGACACGGCAGGUUUUCACAGCCAGAGAGGAGGAAAGCGUCGUGGAGAUCUAAAAGGAGAGGACAGAGGAGAGAGAAAUAAGGAAGGGAGAAGAGAAAAGAAUAGGAGGAAGGGAGGGAGAGACUCGUGACAAUGUUUUGAAGGGGAGACAAAACAAAAAAGCAGGAACUGCACUCGGCCAGAGGUACAAAACCUCUGUGCUGGAUGGGAUUUGUACUAUAUUUCCUCAUAUUGUCAGUGACAUUGGUGUACAGGUUCAUCUCCAAGACUGUUAUCUUUGUCUUACAGUGGAGAACACACAGGGAUACCUAAAUUUCUUUCUCUGAUACAUUUACAGUUGUUUGGGAGUCUAAAUCUCAAUUAAAGUGGAUGUUAGUAUCGCGUUUUUGGGAGUAAAUCAUCACUGCAGACUGAGGUGUCAGUGUUCAAAUGAGCAGCUGGUUAUUUGGGUAAUGUCUUCUCGAGGAACUGCGAGUCUCUAAUCAGGUCAGCUUUCCCCAGACCACAAGGAUUUAACUCACUGCACAUCCGCUCUAUCAGCUAUCAGGGUAAACUAGUCUGAACCUAAAAAGUAGUGGACGUACAGGUCAAAGCUUGUUCUUUUGUGGAAACCAGACUUUAUGAUAUUGGAGAGGUCACGACCUGAAAGAUUUUCUGGGUUUGCCCACCGAACAUCUGCACAUUUGAUGCAUCCUAUCCAAUGGUGUAACGGGUGUCUGUGUGACCUUGGAUUGCAGAACAUCGACCCCUACUGCAAGAUGACAUCUGAGGAGCUCUUCCACCUGCCGCUCAACGUCUACAUCAUCAUCCUGGGCAUCGGCCUCUUCAUCCUCAUGCUCAGCCUCAUCUUCUGCUGCUACCUGUUCAGACUCAGGCGACAAGGUGCAAGAGAACAGCAUGGUUACAAUGAGGUUGUUUUGAGAGGAGUGGGGAAGAAACUGAGCCUUCUUGGUCAAACAUGCGCGGUGUGUUUAGAAGAGUUUCGCAGCAGGGACGAGCUUGGAGUGUGCCCAUGUGCCCAUGCGUUUCACAAGAAGUGUCUGCUAAAAUGGUUAGAGAUCCGCAGCGUCUGCCCCAUGUGCAACAAGCCCAUUUGUCGCCUCCAGCCUAACCCGCCGCAAGCGCCUGAGCGGCCACAGAGUCUCCUGGAGGUCUGAGAGGGGAGCAUAUGUCCAGCGGCACCUCACGCUCUGCAGUCAAUUGAGACCUGUCACUAUAGAGUGUCCUGUUUCACUUUCACUUAGUUUUAGUAAUGCAAACAUUUUUUGAGGCAGAGCUACUUAUAUGGGGGGGGGCUAUCAUCACUAAUACUUGAUAUGGCAUUUAUGAUAGCUAACUAUCAGGCCUAGAUAAUAAAAUUUUCAGUACAUAGCCCGAUUCUUAAACUAAUGCACAAGUGCCUUAAAGCUGCAGAUCAUCCAAAAGCCACUAAAAAACAGAUUCAGACUGGGUUAUCAAGAUUGGUUGUCAGCUAGCUAAUUCCACUUGUGUGUAUUGGUGUUUUAUUCAGAGGAUAAAGGCUUAAAGAGAGCUAUGUUUGCUCGACUGGCAGGUUCUGCCAUUUAAUUUGGCUGUCUGACUUAACUUGUUUUAAUAUAAGAGAACAAAGCAAAAGAACAGUUACAGGAAUUGAAUGAAUAAGAAUGUAAAAUCAAUGCAAUAUACACUGCCCUCAGCAAUUCUCACAAUGGAAUGAAAAAUCUUGCGCCUAUAUCAUGUACAUUACUUUUUGCUAAAAAAUACCACAAUGCAAUGCUUCACGUUUGCUGAAUAUAUAUAUAUUGUCAUUACGAGAGACCACACCUGUCAGCGAUAGCACACAAUGAUGAUGAUUCAUAAGUGUGUGAAAUCCCAGUUUACUCCUCAUUAUAGAUAAGUUAUGUAGGAACAAUUGUGGACACAGCCCUGAAUUGUCUGGCUCCAGUUAACUGUCAAGCUCAUUCUCAAUCAAAUGGGUGACAUCACAAAUGCUACUUCAACAUUUUUCUCAUAGUCUAUUUUGGAGCCUUUUUAAAUGGGCUUUGGUUCGAUUAGCCUGCAGGGAAACUGUGGUUAGCGUCAUCCACUGAAGUUCGAUUUUAUUUGAUUGAAUGACUUCACUAUCUGUAGUGGACAAACUUUGGGGAAGAUAAAAAAAAAAAACGUCUGUUACAGCACCACAUGUGACAUCAAGACAAUAGCAUUUACCAUCAACAUCAACAUCAUGGCAUCAUCACCACAAACAUCGAUCAUUAUCAGAGUGUGAAGAUACCAGCUAGUUGGGAAGUGUUCAAAUUCCUUAUUUGAGAGGCAAGUUGGGUCAGACAAGACACUUUUAGCUUUUAUGUGUCUUCCACUUGUGUCACCCAAACAGAUGUGUUGGUCCCUCAGCAUGUUAAGGUUACUGCUGUAACCCAACUAAUGGGAUUAUUUCUGCCUCCAGAGCAGCUCUGCCUCUGAGAAAUGUUUGUAUGAGAAACUCCAGUCUGCUCGUUUUCAGUUUGCCAAAAACAUGACAUGCAGCGCCACAUGAUGAUGUGUCUUUCACCACAACUUAAGAGCCUGGAGCUUGGAAAGAAGAAGAUUCAACCACCAGACACCAGCUUUGAAAAUAUCAGAACCUCCUUUGGCUGAUUGUUGCCCUAAAUGUGAUGGCAAAUUAUGUAAUGAAAGAUGUGCAGUUGUUGAAAAGAGGACUUUUGACAAAACAGCACAAUGUAAACAAGAAUCAGGGGUGUGUAUUUUGGCUGUAAUCAUCCAUUGUCUCCGAGUCAAUCAGCUCCAUCCUACAGUGUGUUGCCAAGCUGAGUAAAGGUAGUGAAGAUCUAAAUGACAAGACAGUUGAGUCAUAUGGGAUCUGAUAGAAAUGCCUGUUCAGCUACAACUAAGGGUCCUAAGUGACUCAACCACUAAAAUAACACCUAUAUACAUGUUUUUUAAAGUUAUUUUUAAGGAGCUGUUUUGUAUCAUAUCUGGCUUUCAGUAAAAGGUAUUGUGUGUCAGUGAUGCUAAAACACUCUGACUCUCAUUUGUCAAAUAGUUGGAUGUCAUCAUUGCUAGUGGGACAGAAUUGAACCAACCAGUCUUCAAUGAAAUCUUAGCUCCCAAUGUCUAAGAGCUGCUCUGUACUGUAGUGAUAUAAAUAGAGACACUGCACUGAUAUGAAGAGCCUGUUUGAGCUGGUUUCUUGUCUGAGUGAAGUGCACCAUAAACAUCAUUCUCUGUUUGUACCAUGUAAUAUACUAUGAGUACUGUGUAAAUUGUAAAUGCUUAUAAAUUUUCUGACUUUAGAAAAAUAUAUAUAACCAGUGUUUUGAUAAGGUCAUUUGGAUCCAAGUCUUUUUUCCUAGUUUUGCUACACGUUGACACUUAAAAACGGUUUAUUUGCAUAUUGUCAUUAUAAUAUAUGGAAAGGUUAUACCAAUGUGCCCUAACUUUGUUUUAGUGAUUUUAGUUGAUCUUACCAACUGUGUGUGUGUAUGUGCCUGAAGGAUUUCCACCAAUAAUGUGCCACCUCUGAAAUAUAAAUGUGCCUGAAAUAG
Molecule: messenger RNA, 4014 nt
Organism: Siniperca chuatsi (mandarin fish)
Lineage: Eukaryota; Metazoa; Chordata; Actinopteri; Centrarchiformes; Sinipercidae
Product: RING finger protein 122-like
Exons: 6
Coding region: 1114-1650 (178 amino acids)
Cellular component (GO): endomembrane system
Molecular function (GO): ubiquitin protein ligase activity; zinc ion binding
Source: RefSeq, a predicted model, not a curated record